AGCCACACGAACAAAACCCGCCAAAUUUCACAUCGCAUAAGGGAAACUCCAAAAGACAAUAUUCACAUUUCGCAACUGAUAAAAUCUACCCACAACCACUUCUCUUUUAAAGCCUUUCAUGGCGUCUAUGCUCUCCUCUCACUCUAAUCUCUCUUUAUCUUCUUCUCCUCCUCUAAUUCCUCACUCUCGCAACCUCAGCUUCCUCUCUAAACCCUCUGCUCUCUGUUUCAGAACCCGAAACCGAAGGCUGCGAUCUCUAUCUGUCUUCGCUUCUUCCGCCUCUCUUGAAGCUCUAAUCUUCGAUUGCGAUGGAGUCAUUUUGGAAUCAGAGCACCUCCACCGCCAAGCUUACAAUGAUGCUUUUGCUCAUUUUAAUGUCCGUUGCUCUUCUCAGCCUCUCAAUUGGGAUCUCGAGUUCUACGAUCAGCUCCAGAAUCUCAUUGGUGGCGGCAAACCCAAAAUGAGAUGGUACUUUAAGGAGCAUGGUUGGCCUUCUUCCACUAUCUUCGAGACGCCUCCGGAGGAUGAUGAGAGCCGCUCCAAGUUAAUCGAUACUCUUCAGGACUGGAAAACUGAAAGGUACAAAGAAAUAAUCAAAUCUGGAACUGUGCAACCUCGACCUGGAGUCUUGCGAUUGAUGGAUGAGGCCAAGGCUGCUGGAAAAAAGUUAGCUGUUUGCUCUGCUGCAACUAAAAGUUCAGUCAUACUCUGCCUUGAGAACCUUAUAGGAAUUGAGCGUUUUCAAGGUCUUGACUGCUUCCUUGCAGGUGAUGAUGUGAAGGAAAAGAAGCCUGAUCCAUCUAUUUAUCUGACUGCCCUUAAGAGGCUAGGUGUGUCCGAGAAAGAUUGUUUAGUGGUGGAGGAUAGUGUCAUUGGUCUACAGGCAGCAACAAGAGCUGGGAUGUCAUGUGUGAUUACAUAUACACCUUCAACGGCUGACCAGGAUUUUAAAGAUGCCAUUGCAAUUUACCCUGACCUAAGUAAUGUGAGAUUAAAUGACUUAGAGUUACUGCUUCAAAAUGUUGUCGCUGCCAGCUAGGAAAUUCACCACAUUGCUUGGAAUUGAUUUCUUAAUUUUUGCAGCUUUAUGAAAUUUUAUCUGUUUGCCCAAAAACCAUCAUUUGAAGGUAUUAAAAUUAAAAUUUUAUUUCAAAGAAUCUUUGUUUAUCCCUGACAGAAAUUAAAUUAUAAACAAGAAAGCAUUUCUGAAUCC
Manihot esculenta (cassava) is the source of this 1213-nucleotide messenger RNA. Its product is annotated as haloacid dehalogenase-like hydrolase domain-containing protein At4g39970. Bases 119 to 1039 code for a protein of 306 amino acids. Gene Ontology annotation, molecular function: hydrolase activity. Lineage: Eukaryota; Viridiplantae; Streptophyta; Magnoliopsida; Malpighiales; Euphorbiaceae. The transcript has 11 exons. The record is from RefSeq and is a predicted model, not a curated record.